This is a messenger RNA of Ectocarpus siliculosus, 1482 nucleotides long. The record is from the annotation of a GenBank genome assembly. Lineage: Eukaryota; Phaeophyceae; Ectocarpales; Ectocarpaceae.
UUGGCUAUAGGCUGCGACAAGCACAUGGCUCUAGCCUGCGGCGGGAGGGCCACGCUCUCGCGAGCAGCGGCAUCACUCUUGGGCACGAGGGCAGCAUCGGCGACGGCUUGUUCGGUCGCUCCGCGGCUGCGUAGUGGCAGGAGCACUAGUAGUCCGGGAGUGACCCCGCUCACUCGAAAGGGCUCAGACGCUGGGACUGCAAAUGCUGCUUGGGUAAGCAACGUCGCCACCUGCAACGUAUCCCGGCGCCAGCUAUCUUCACGGGGAGGAGAUGUAGACUAUAGCUCUCUCAUGGCUGGCCCUGGAACCGCGUUGCACGAUGACAUCAUGGAGAGCGCAGCUCGCAAACAGACAGGGGUGAGCCUGAAGACCCUGAUCGACACCGGGAGGGGCGAUCUGUUGUCGGGGGAAAUGGGCCUCACCGGGCAGGACAGCCUCUCCACCAAGCAAAAAAUGCUGAUACAGGUGGCGUCUUUCUUGCACAGGGAGCUCCCCAUCCGCCUGGCUCAUCGCGUGCGUGACUUGGAGUCCGUUCCCGACAUGCUCGCGCAGAAGUCGGUGCAGCAGGUUCGAGAGUGGUACGUUAUUUCGUACGAGGAGAUUCGGAAGUUCCCCCGUCCAGUUACCGUCGACGAGGAGGUUCGGUUCGCGGAGCUCUUGAAGGGCAUCUACCAGAGGCAUGCGCCCGUGCUUCUCACGAUGGCGAGGGGGGUCUGGGAGCUGCGCGAGUCGUUCGGUCCGAAGGACGCAAGCCGAAGGGGGGCCAAGAACCGCUUCGGCGACUUUUACGACUUCGAGCGGACCCACACCUUCCUGGACGGGUUCUACAUGAGCCGGAUCGGCAUCCGUAUUCUCAUCGGCCACUACCUCGCGCUGCAGGAAGCGGGGGCAGACAGCUGGAUCGGCAUGGUGUGCCAGGAGACGUCGCCCGCGGCCAUCGCCGAGGCUGCCAUCGAGGACGCCAAGUUCGUGUGCACCCGGCAGUACGGCGACGCUCCGGACGUGACCCUCCACGGCAGGCUAGACCUCACCUUUUCCUACGUGCCGUCGCACCUCCACUACAUCAUGCUCGAACUGAUCAAGAACUCCAUGAGGGCGACGGUGGACUUCCACGGGCUUGACGAAAUGGACAACAACCCCAUCCGCGUCGUCAUCGCCGACGGGGAAGGGAACGAGGACGUAGUGAUAAAGGUGGCGGAUGAGGGCGGGGGCAUCCGGCGCUCGUACAUGACACGCAUCUGGAGCUACCUCUUCACCACGGCCGACCCUGCGGUCCAGGAGGGAUUCAUUAACCUCGGGGAGGUCGAGAGUGAUCACGCCAAGGAGUCUCCGCUCGCCGGUCUUGGGUACGGCUUGCCCAUCAGCCGGAGCUACGCUCGUUACUUCGGCGGGGACCUGAGUAUCGUGUCCAUGGAAGGAUACGGGACGGACGCCUUCGUGCACCUAAGCCGCCUGGGCCACCACUCUGAGCCCUUGCCUUGA